CUGCCCGCAGCCGCAGCCGCCCUUGGCCGCCUCCCCCGAUCCCCCGCGGGGAGGAACCGGGCUCUCCUGCCGCUGCCGAGGCGUUAAUUGACUCGCAAGGUCACUAAUUUCGGCUCCUGGAGGGAGCCCACCCCAGCCAUGGCUGAGAGGAAGCAGAACGGGCGGCAGGGAGAGGAGGAAGAAGUGCCAGCCUUCUUCAAAAACCUGGGCUCGGGCAGCCCCAAGCCCCGGCAGAAAUUCUGUGGCAUGUUCUGCCCGGUGGAAGGCUCCCUGGAGAACAAGACCAUCGACUUCGACUCGCUCUCGGUGGGCCGCGGGUGUAACAAAGUCGUGGCCAAGCAGAAGGACGUCGCCCACCUGGGUCCGGAUGCUCCGUCCGUCUAUUCCAAGCAGAGCGGGAAGGGAAGGGAACCAUCUGUUGAAUUCGGGAGAAAGGUGGAGAUCAGGAGUGCCACGGGGAAGGAGGCGCUGCAGAACCUGAACGACAAGAGCGAUCGUCUUUUGAUCAAAGGUGGUAAAAUAGUUAAUGACGACCAGUCCUUCUAUGCAGACAUUUACAUGGAGGAUGGGUUGAUAAAGCAAAUAGGGGAGAACCUGAUCGUGCCAGGGGGAGUGAAAACCAUCGAGGCCCACGGCAGGAUGGUGAUUCCUGGGGGCAUCGACGUCCACACCCGCUUCCAGAUGCCAGAGCAGGGGAUGACGUCUGCUGAUGAUUUCUUCCAAGGGACCAAGGCUGCCCUGGCUGGGGGCACCACCAUGAUCAUUGACCACGUGGUUCCCGAGCCUGGCACCAGUUUGCUGACGGCGUUCGACCAGUGGCGAGAGUGGGCAGACAGCAAAUCCUGCUGUGACUACUCCCUGCACGUGGACAUCACUGAGUGGCACAAAGGUGUCCAGGAGGAGAUGGAAGCUCUGGUUAAAGACCAUGGUGUGAAUUCCUUCUUGGUGUACAUGGCUUUCAAAGAUCGCUUCCAGCUCAGUGAUUCUCAGAUUUACGAGGUGCUGAGCGUGAUCCGGGACAUCGGCGCCACAGCCCAAGUGCACGCUGAGAACGGUGACAUCAUUGCUGAGGAGCAGCAAAGGAUCCUGGAGCUGGGGAUCACAGGCCCUGAAGGACAUGUGCUGAGCAGACCUGAGGAGGUGGAGGCAGAGGCUGUGAACCGGGCAAUAACCAUCGCCAACCAGACCAACUGCCCGCUGUACAUCACCAAGGUGAUGAGCAAAAGUGCUGCUGAUGUCAUUGCUCAAGCCAGGAAAAAGGGCACCGUGGUGUACGGGGAGCCCAUCACAGCCAGCCUGGGCACCGAUGGAUCCCAUUACUGGAGCAAGAACUGGGCGAAGGCAGCAGCUUUUGUGACGUCCCCACCGCUGAGCCCUGACCCCACCACUCCCGAUUUUCUCAACUCCCUUCUGUCCUGUGGAGAUCUCCAAGUGACUGGCAGUGCCCACUGCACCUUCAACACCGCUCAGAAAGCUGUGGGAAAGGACAACUUCACCCUGAUCCCUGAAGGAACCAAUGGCACUGAGGAGAGGAUGUCCAUCAUCUGGGAUAAGGCUGUGGUGACUGGCAAGAUGGAUGAGAACCAGUUUGUGGCUGUGACCAGCACGAACGCUGCCAAAAUCUUCAACCUGUACCCGCGGAAGGGCCGCAUCGCCGUGGGCUCCGACGCCGACCUGGUCAUCUGGGACCCCGACAGCGUCAAGACAAUCUCUGCCAAGACUCACAACAUAUCCCUGGAGUACAACAUCUUCGAGGGCAUGGAGUGCCGUGGCUCUCCCCUGGUGGUGAUCAGCCAGGGCAAGAUCGUGCUGGAGGAUGGGAACCUGCACGUCACGGAGGGCUCAGGGAGGUACAUCCCCAGGAAACCCUUCCCUGACUUCGUUUACAAGCGCAUCAAAGCCAGGAGCAGGCUGGCCGAGCUCCGGGGCGUGCCCCGUGGCCUCUACGACGGCCCGGUGUGCGAGGUGUCGGUGACCCCCAAAACCGUCACGCCGGCGUCCUCAGCCAAGACCUCUCCUGCCAAGCAGCAGGCGCCCCCCGUGAGGAACCUGCACCAGUCGGGGUUCAGCUUGUCUGGGGCACAGAUCGAUGACAACAUCCCGCGCCGCACCACCCAGCGCAUCGUGGCCCCGCCGGGCGGCCGUGCCAACAUCACCAGCUUGGGCUAAGGACCGAGCCCUCGCGUGCCCGCCGGCUACGCCCGGGGGCACUGGGGCACCUGGAGACCCUUUCCUGAUUCUUUUAGAGCCUGUGACGGUUACUGCGGGCACCCAGUGUGGGUGGGGGCUGAAGCAAAAGCGCCUCUUUCAGUCCCCUCAGGUUCCCUCCUCAUCUUCACCGCCCUCCUCGCACUUCCCCACCCUCUCCCCCCCCUCGGCCAUUCGAAGAAAUAAAACCCUGUUUUGACACCUCUGACAUGAAAAGAGUAAAUGUAAAGAGGGCGUUUGAGAUACGUGGUCUCUGUCCUAUUCAGCAUCUUUCUUUUAAUAAAGGAAGGAUAAAGUGAAUUUCCCGGGAGCUGCCUUUAAGACACACACACAGACACUCACACACACACACACACACACAAAAAAAAAAAAAAAAAAGAGAAAGAAAUAAAAAUAAACAAGUAAGAAAAGCUUUUUUUUUUUUUUUUUUUAAUGUCAAGCAGAAGAGUAGUUCAAGGGUUUUAAACUGGAUAUUCUGUAGGGUUCUGUGUUGCAGUAGAAUUAGUUAGGCGAGCACGGAGGGACAGGAAUCCAGCCUGUCUCCACACCAGCUCUGAGCUCACCAGGAGAGAGGAACAGGACCCAGCACUAGGAAUGACAGAGAUCUUCACCCCAGGUGAGCCACAGUCCUUGGGGACUUCCAUCCUCUCGAGUUGGUUUUACCUUGGUUUCUUUUUUUUUUUUUUUUUUUUCCCUUUCUGCAUUUUGCUGCAAAUUAGGUCCUUGAGGAAACUUUUUUUUUUUAAAUUUUUUCUUUUUUCUUGGAAAUGUCUGUGUGUGUGUUUUUAAUACGUUUGUAUCGUUGUGUUUACGAAGCCUUAUCUGAGAACUGGGAAUCUCCCCGUUCUUCCCGAACCUCAUCCAGGUCACAGACUCCCUCCAGUGUCACUGCCACUGCCACCCUGGUACUUCACGUGUCCUUUAGUUGCAUUUUCCAGCCAUUUCUUGUCCCGUAGCUGCAGUGAGGGCACGGAGCAGGUCCUCAGCAUCUUCAGUCCAUCAGGUCUUGAGCUGGACAUGGUCUGAGGAUCUGGAAGGGUUUGUAGCACUUAGUUUUUCUUCUGUCCCUGAAGGUGGGUGUGGGCAGGCAGGGAGCUGUGGGCAAAGAGCAGAAACCCCUUCCCUGGCCAUGGAGGAGAGUUAUUUAAAGCUUUGAGGGUUUAUCUUUAGCUCCCAAAGGGCUCUCGGGCAGCGUGUGCCGAGCACCUGUGGCAGUUCCAGCCCAGGCCCAGCUGCUGUAACUGGGAGCUGGCCAGGUCCCCAGCAGCUGAGAAUCUCUUGUACGAACGUCCCAGCUGCCCAAGCCCGCAGGAAUCCUGCCCACACCCCUGGGCAGGCCUGGCUCUUCCCCAGCCAGCCUCUCGUGCCUGGGAUUCGAGGAUUUGAGACACCGUCAGCGGUCCUUGAAGGGUUGGAGGAGUCCCAGCCCUGGGUCAGGCAGCGGGGUCUGGGUGUUUAACUGAGCUCUGGGUUUGAAGGUUUAACCCUGCUCUGGGACUGAAGGUUUAACCCAGCUCUGGGAUUGAAGGUUUAACCCAGCUCUGGGAUUGAAGGUUUAACCCUGCUCUGGGACUGAAGGUUUAACCCAGCUCUGGGAUUGAACGUUUAACCCAGCUCUGGGUUUGAAGGUUUAACCCAGCUCUGGAACUGAAGGUUUAACCCAGCUCUGGGUUUGAAGGUUUAACCCAGCUCUGGGACUGAAGGUUUAACCCAGCUCUGGGUUUGAACAUUUAACCCAGCUCUGGGUUUGAAGGUUUAAUCCUGCUCUGGGUUUGAAGGUUUAACCCUGCUCUGGGAUUGAAGGUUUAACUGAGCUCUGGUAGCUCUGGGGCUGCAGGUUUGUUGUUUUUGGGACAAAGAGGAUAAACCUAGAUCCCCACCUAGGCCUAGUCCCUGUUUUAGCACUGAGAGCUUUUAUCACCCCGGCGUUGCCUCCACUGCCCGCCCUGGCUUGGCUGCAUCUUCUGCUCCCUCUUCUCCUCGUGCUUUGCCACCUCCAUCAACCUUGUUUUUCCGUAGCUGUAUUUUCUUUGAUGGUGUUUACAGGUUCUUUUAGGGAAAAAAAAAAAACAAAACAACAAAAGCUAUGUGUAUAUAUGAAGGCUUUCAAACAUAUACCAAAUUUGUUGUUAAGAAGUAUCAACGCUGGGAUUUGCAAAGUGUCUGGGAGCUUCUUAGCUACCCAAACCCUCCCAGCUGCUGCACCGAAAUUCUUUAGGCCCCUUCGAACACAAAAGUUAAGGAAAACUUUGCCAUAUUCCUCCAAGCAUUUUGCAUUUGGUUUCAACUCCUGGGUCUUUUAGUUUUGCAUAAAGAGUUUGCACUUUGUUUGUUAAGUAAUCCGUGAACUUAAUAUAUAUUGCAGCUAUUUUCUUUUUUCUUUUUUUUUUUUUUUUAAAUUUUUUUUUCUUUAUCACCUGUAUGUUAAAAUCAAUUUGAACGAGUUGGGGAGAAAAAAAAAAAAAAAAAUUGUGGAUCUGUUUCAAUUCUACGAAACACUCGCGGCUCUUCAGUAUUCACUUAAGUCUUCCUUUUUUUUUUUUUUUUUUUUUUUUUUUUUUCCCUUCACUGACUCAUGAUAACUUGUUGAGUUUUAAUUUGUUCUCGGAAAAGGAAAGAAAAGAAAGGAGAAAAAAAAAUUCACAAAAAAAAAAAAAAAAAGGAAAAAAAAAAAAGGAUUUUUUGCAGGCUAUGUAAGCAUGUUUUUUCUGUGAGAGCUCGUCCGCUUUGUGUCUGUUCGAUGAAUGUCAUAUGUAAAUGCUUAAAAAGAAAAAAAAAAAAAAAAAAGAAAAAAAGAAAAAAAAAAGACGACGACUUAAUUAAUUAAUUAACCGCAGUGACUUGAAGCUCUAAAAAAAAAAAUAACAAUAAUAAAAAGAAAAAGUAGGAUUUAAUACUAGCUGGAUUUAACCCUUGGAUUUGUGAUUGUGAACCAUGAGUGGAGGAGCUGUAAGUGCUAAAGCUGAUAAUGUGUGUAGACAAAGAGGAGUACUGAUAUUUGACUAUUGUCUCAAUGGCAAAAAAAAAAACAAACCAACACCACCCCCUCCCAUCCCGCCCCUACCCAAGUCUUGUGUUUUAUUCCUCAAGAACUCUGUGUUAUAUUACCAUGGGAACUCCUAAUAAAGACAGAAUGUUGUUGUUUCA
Hirundo rustica (Barn swallow) is the source of this 5355-nucleotide messenger RNA. RefSeq names its product dihydropyrimidinase like 2 (gene DPYSL2). The transcript has 15 exons. Bases 139 to 2169 code for a protein of 676 amino acids. NCBI's taxonomy places the organism in Eukaryota, Metazoa, Chordata, Aves, Passeriformes, Hirundinidae. Gene Ontology annotation, cellular component: cytoplasm; cytosol. Gene Ontology annotation, molecular function: hydrolase activity, acting on carbon-nitrogen (but not peptide) bonds, in cyclic amides. The record is from RefSeq and is a predicted model, not a curated record.